CUCUGUACAGGAAACUUGUUUCAUGUCAGUACAAUCAGCUCUGCUGCUGCUCGGUGGUCUCCAUCCUCCUGUCCCAAAUGGCUUCUUUCAAAUUCUUCCUCUUUUUGUCUCUAAUCUCAGACUUAACAGCUCUUCAGCAGGAUGUUCAGGUGAAGCUUGGAGAUGACGUCACUCUCCAGUGUCAGAUUUCCACAGAUGAAAUAAUCUCAGUGCUGAAGUGGAGCAGAGCUGACCUGAACACAGACGGCUACGUCUACUUCUACAGGAACAAACGCUCCUAUGAAAACUACCAACAUCCAUCUUUUCAUGGCCGAGUGAAGCUGAGGGACCCGGAGAUGAAGGAUGGAGAUGUUUCUCUGAUCCUGAAGAAAGUCACGUUUAAUGACACUGGGAUUUAUGAGUGUCACAUAGCAGUGAGGAAGGCUGUGAGAAGUAAAAGAGUUCACACUGAGAUCAGUCACUUCAUCCACCUCACAGUCACAGGUGAAACACAUGAAAGCGUGUCAGAGAAACGAGUCAUAGAAAGAGGAGACGCAGAUGAAAACAUGGAUGGUACUGAAAGGGUCGGAGCUCCAUCUGUUCAGGUUGUUGUUCCUGUUGUUGUUGUUGUUGUUGUUGCUCUUUUUGCCGUUGGUUUUGUGACACACCAACACACUUGUCAACAUAAGAAGCAACGUCCAGUCAAGCUUCCUACUGAGGACUCAGAUGAAGGACUAUGAAGCUGCAGAAAUGUAUAAACUUUCUUGAUGAAAACUAAAGCGCUGACAUUAACUCACUUUAUAAAAUGUAUGUAUAUACAGAUCUUAAUAAAUUUGUUAGACCACAUCAUAAAAACAGAAAACACACACAACAUUUUAAUACGGACUCAGUGAAUUCUCAAAAAAAAUACUCUUCAGACUAAAUUUACAUUUUAAACUCAAACCUAAACCUGCACACUGUAAUUAUAUCAUAUAAAUAAUAAUAAUAAUUAUGUUCGCAUGAAAACAAUUUCUCAACAAAGAGGUUUCUGCUGGACAGAAACAUACAAUAAAUGAUUUUAGUAAUCAAACUGCAGCACUUCACAUUAAACUCCAUCUUUCACAGCAGUGUCAGUUUUAUUAAUGUAGCAGAUUUUUGGAGUCUGUUUCUGAAUGUUUGCACAGAUUUGACUGACCUCAGGUCAGCAUGCAGCUUGUUCACAAGAAUGGGACCACGGUCACUGAAUGCACCUUCAGCACAUUUACAUCUAAUACUGGGAACAGUUAAACAAUCUGAAGCCCUGACUGUAAAUCCAUUUAUAAACAAACUGCAGGCCAUGAUUUCCAGUCUACUUCUCCUUUCUGGAUUGAGUCAGGAAGAAUUAACUUCCUUGUUUUCUUUUAUUUACUUUUAUUAAUGUGAAAUCAUUUAGGGAAAAAAGUUAUGCAGCAAUAGUUCAAUCAA
Messenger RNA from Oreochromis aureus, 1422 nucleotides. Its product is annotated as myelin-oligodendrocyte glycoprotein-like. The transcript has 3 exons. The coding region runs from base 78 to 719 and encodes 213 amino acids. NCBI's taxonomy places the organism in Eukaryota, Metazoa, Chordata, Actinopteri, Cichliformes, Cichlidae. The record is from RefSeq and is a predicted model, not a curated record.